GCGGAAAAUACAACCACCUCUCUCUUUCCCUGUAAGGAGUUCAGUGCAUUUGGGAAGUGAUCAGCUGAGGUGGGAUGUACAGAAAAGAGCUAUGGAUGCAAUUGAAUAUUUGGGAAGGAGAGUUACAGUUGGUGAUGUUGCUAGUAAGGCUGGUAUUCAGUUGAGUGAAGCACAAAAAGUUUUGCAAGUUUUGGCUACUGAUACUAAUGGUUUCUUGGAGGUGUCUGACGAAGGUGAUGUCCUAUAUGUGUUUCCUGAGAAUUAUCGGUCAAAUCUUGCUGCUAAAUCAUUUCGGAUAAAACUUGAGCCUUUGCUGGAGAAAGCAAAGAUGGCAGCAGAAUAUUUAGUCAGGGUUUCGGUUGGUACCUCACUUAUCGCUUCAAUUGUUAUCGUCAUGACGACCGUUAUCGUCAUUGCCUUAGGUGGUGAUGACAUACCCUUUCCUUACAUUGGUGAUAUAAGCUUUCCUUACAUUGGUGAAGACAAUCGUGGAAAACGAGUCACAUCUUAUGAUAGUGGUCUUUCCUGGUAUUGGGAUCCAAACUAUCAUAGGCGAGGACGAAUUCGUGAAGAUGGUGCCAGGAUGGACUUCUUUGAAUCUAUUUUCUCCUUUGUAUUUGGUGAUGGUGAUCCAAAUCAAGGUAUUGAAGAAGAGAGGUGGAAGUUGAUAGGACAAUAUAUACUGUCAAAUGGUGGUGUUGUCGUUGCUGAAGAACUUGCUCCCUUUCUCGAUGUAAAGACUCCCAACAACAUGGGUGAUGAAUCGUAUAUCCUUCCGGUGCUGUUGCAGUUUGAUGGUCAGCCGGAAGUAAAUGCAGAGGGGAAUAUUCUGUAUCGGUUCCCAUCACUGCAACGUACAGCUGCUCAUCAAUGGGGCAGAAGGAAGGAGUAUGUAGGAAAAAGAUGGCCUGACUGGGAUGGAGAGGUUGAGAAAUAUCUAAAAGAAACAAAUUGGCAAUUUAGUAAAACGAGUGUAUCACAAAUGGCAUUGGCCAUUGGUUUGGGUGUGCUGAAUCUACUUGGAGUUAUCGUUCUUGGUACCAUGUUGAAGAGCAUGGCUGUUAGUCCAAGUAGCCUCAUUUCAUCUGUGUCCAAGAUGUUUCCAUUACUUCAGAUUUUUGCUGGCUCGUUUUUCACCAUUCCUUUGAUUCGCUGGUUUAUUGUUCGAAAGAGAAAUUCUGAAAUUGAAAAGAGAAAUCAAGCAAGGGAACAAUAUGCCCGGGCACUUGAGCGUCCCGACCUCUCACUAAGGCGGAAGCUUUUGAGUGCUCAAGAUAUGGCUCAAAGAACUUUUAUUGGUCAAGAUCGAAUCGUUUACAGUACCAACAAGGAUUUACAUGAGCAAGAUUAUGAUGCCCAAGAAUGGGAGCAAAGAUUCCCUGAGGUCGAAAAACCUGAAUAGAUUACUACAACUAAGCCUCAGUUUCAAGUUAGUGGAACUUGGCUAUAUAAAUCCUCUCUCAUUAUUCACUUGGGCUCGUUCAUUCCAAUAUUCUGAGGAUGUCCAAUGUAUUGUGAUUAUGAAUUGACAUGUUCCGUGCUGACAACCUACAACAACUUUCCUCCUUUAUGCAGGCUUGAAAUUGUGAAUAAACUCACACAAGCAGAGUUGUUGAAUUGAUUAUGUUGUUGUAGAUAUUCUUUUCCUUUGCCGUACCUUAAUAUGCAAUAAGAGGACACAUAAAACAAUGUGUUGUUCUCAGGAAUCAAUAAAUGAGGCAGGCCAAGCUGCAAAUGGUUCAACUAUCAUGCCCUUUUUGUGUACAUUCUGUAUGUUUAACAAAAGCAGGAAUCCUCUUGGUCUCAGAACUACAAGAUUCAACAGAAAAUUCAUCAAGGAUGUACUAUCUUUAUAUUUCUUGAUGUCAUGUAUGAUGAUGAUAUAAAAUGAGCUUAUAUGAAGAAGUGAGGAUUUAUAUACCCAGUCCCAACUUGUUUGGGAUUGGGGCGUAGUAGUAGUUGUUGUUGUUGUUCAUGUACAAUCUGUAUAUUCAAGUGUAGGUUCUUUAGUCUUCU
Lycium ferocissimum is the source of this 2016-nucleotide messenger RNA. RefSeq lists its product as uncharacterized. The transcript has 14 exons. NCBI's taxonomy places the organism in Eukaryota, Viridiplantae, Streptophyta, Magnoliopsida, Solanales, Solanaceae. The coding region runs from base 92 to 1402 and encodes 436 amino acids. Gene Ontology annotation, cellular component: chloroplast envelope. The record is from RefSeq and is a predicted model, not a curated record.